This is a messenger RNA of Drosophila obscura, 2177 nucleotides long. It is a transcript of the gene Snmp2, whose product is annotated as sensory neuron membrane protein 2. Bases 210 to 1952 code for a protein of 580 amino acids. NCBI's taxonomy places the organism in Eukaryota, Metazoa, Arthropoda, Insecta, Diptera, Drosophilidae. Gene Ontology annotation, molecular function: scavenger receptor activity. Gene Ontology annotation, cellular component: membrane; cytoplasm. The record is from RefSeq and is a predicted model, not a curated record. The transcript is spliced from 10 exons.
UCUGCUCGGCUCAGCUCUCCCUUGACGUAGGUCAGGCCAAAGCUCGCCUCUAUCAAAAAUAAAAGUUCCAUUUUUAUACAGCCGGCUUUUGAGGGAGCAGACACUCGAGAAGAAACGAAGACUCAACAAGAGACAGAGAGAGAGAGAGAGAUUUAUUUUUAUUAAAGAGAAUCGAAGCGACCCAUGGGUCUCUGAUCUGAUCACUGCAGAUGCUUCAAUCAACGACACCGAAAAUGCUCCACUGGUCGCUGAUCGUCAGCGCCCUGGGCGUCUGCGUGGCGGUCCUGGGUGGCUACUGCGGAUGGUCUCUGUUUCCCAAUAUGGUCCACAAAAAGGUAGAACAGAGUGUCAUUUUAGCCGAUGGCUCGGAACAGUACAAACGCUUUGUGAAUCUGCCGCAGCCACUGAACUUCAAGGUCUACAUAUUCAAUGUGACAAAUCCCGAUAUGAUACAGCACGGUGCCAUACCCAUAGUCGAGGAAAUCGGACCCUAUGUCUACAAGCAGUUCCGCCACAAGAAGGUGAAGCACUUCUCACGCGACGGCUCCAAGAUAACCUACGUGCAGAAUGUCCAUUUCGACUUCGAUGCGGAUGCCUCGGCGCCAUACACCCAAGACGAUCGCAUUGUGGCCCUCAAUAUGCACAUGAAUGCAUUUUUACAAGUGUUUGAGAGAGAAAUCACAGAUAUCUUUCAGGGGUUCGCCAAUAGGCUGAACUCCCGCCUGAAUCGCACGCCCGGCGUGCGUAUCCUGAAACGUCUAAUGGAACGUAUUCGAGGGAAACCGCCCUUUAGCUGGGUUCACGGCAUCUUGAUCAGCAUUAUUGACGAUGUGAAAUCCGUUUUGCAAAUCUCUGAGAACGAUCCGGGACUGGCGCUGCUCCUGGUACACUUAAAUGCCAAUCUGAAGGCCGUUUUCAAUGAUCCUCGGUCCAUGUUCGUGCACACCUCCGCGAGGGAGUAUCUCUUCGAUGGAGUGCGCUUCUGCAUCAAUCCGCAGGGCAUUGCCAAGGCCAUCUGCAACCAGAUCAAGGAGAGCGGCUCCAAGACCAUACGAGAGCAGAGCGACGGCAGCCUCGCCUUCUCCUUCUUCGGUCAUAAGAACGGCUCUGGUCACGAUGUCUAUGAGGUGCACACGGGCAAGGGAGAUGCCAUGAAGGUGCUGGAGAUCCAGAAGCUCGAUGAUUCGCACAAUCUGCAGGUCUGGCUGAAUGCCAGCACCGAGGGCGAGACGUCCGUUUGCAAUCAGAUAAAUGGCACCGAUGCCUCCUCCUAUCCGCCGUUCCGGCAGCGCGGCGACUCCAUGUACAUCUUCAGUGCGGACAUCUGUCGGUCCGUGCAGCUCUUCUACCAGGCGGACAUCCAGUACGAGGGCAUUCCCGGAUACCGCUACUCCAUUGGCGAGAACUUCAUCAACGACAUCGGGCCCGAGCACGACAACGAGUGCUUCUGCGUGGACAAGCUGGCGAAUGUGAUCAAGCGAAAGAACGGUUGCCUCUACGCGGGCGCCUUGGAUCUGACAACCUGUUUGGAUGCCCCUGUUAUACUGACGCUGCCGCAUAUGCUGGGUGCCUCGAACGAGUACAGAAAAAUGAUUCGUGGCCUGAAGCCAGAUGCCAAAAAGCACCAGACCUUUGUCGAUGUGCAGUCGCUGACGGGCACGCCCUUGCGCGGCGGCAAGCGGGUUCAGUUCAACAUGUUCCUCAAGAGCAUCAACCGCAUAGGCAUUACCGAGAACCUCACCACAGUCCUCAUGCCGGCCGUUUGGGUGGAAGAGGGCAUCCAACUCAAUGGGGAAAUGGUGGCCUUCUUCAAGAAGAAACUAAUCAACACACUCAAAACGCUCAACAUCGUCCACUGGGCGGCUCUCUGCGGGGGCGUAGGCGUGGCCCUCAUCAGCCUGCUCUACUAUCUCUACCAGAAAGGACGUGGCGAGGAGCCUCCUCUCAAAUAGAGAUAAUGGCUGCUGAAGGGAGAUGGUAGAGCUGGCUAGAGCUGCUGGAGCUACUAGAGCUCCUAGAGCUGCUGGACCUGCUACUUGUUAUUAAAUGCUUGUAAAGAUAUGUAUCUAUGUUGUGCUACCCUUUGUUUACGAAUUUGUAUAUAAUUUAUUUGUUAAAUGUGAUUCUAUUGUAUUGUGAUUUAGCCUACUAAAAACCUACCAUAAACUAAAAAUGUU